Molecule: messenger RNA, 1584 nt
Organism: Puma concolor (puma)
Lineage: Eukaryota; Metazoa; Chordata; Mammalia; Carnivora; Felidae
Source: RefSeq, a predicted model, not a curated record
AUGGACCUUGUAGUGCUCUCUGUAGAAGAUCUUGUAGAAGGUCUCCGGAUCUCCUGGACUGCUUUUGAUCAGAAAGGGGAAGAGAGAACUUGUUCAGAAGUCUCGAUACAGCACUUGAAUUCUUUAGCUGUUCUAAGAUACUUAGUGGGACUUGAAGGCUGUUCCCAGCAGAAAUGCAUUGUGAUCUUCGCCCUGGUAUGCUGCUUUGCCAUUCUUGUCGCGUUGAUAUUUUCUGCCGUGGACAUCAUGGGAGAGGAUGAGGAUGGUCUCUCAGAAAAAAAUUGUCAAAAUAAAUGUCGAAUUGCCCUGGUGGAAAAUAUUCCUGAAGGCCUUAACUAUUCAGAAAAUGCACCAUUUCACUUAUCACUUUUCCAAGGCUGGAUGAAUUUACUCAACAUGGCCAAAAAGUCUGUUGACAUAGUGUCUUCCCAUUGGGAUCUCAACCACAGUCAUCCAUCAGCAUGUCAGGGUCAACGUCUCUUCGAAAAGCUGCUCCAACUGACUUCGCAAAAUAUCGAAAUCAAGCUAGUGAGUGAUGUAACAGCUGACUCAAAGGUAUUAGAAGCCUUGAGAUUAAAGGGAGCCGAGGUGACCUACAUGAACAUGACCGCCUACAACAAGGGCCGGCUGCAGUCUUCCUUCUGGAUCGUGGACAAGCAGCAUGUUUACAUCGGCAGUGCCGGCUUAGACUGGCAGUCACUGGGGCAGAUGAAAGAACUCGGUGUCAUCUUCUACAACUGCAGCUGCCUGGUCCUGGAUUUACAGAGGAUAUUCGCUCUGUAUAGCUCAUUAAAAUUCAAGAGCAGAGUGCCUCAGACCUGGUCCAAGAGGCUCUACGGAGUCUAUGACAACGAAAAGAAAUUGCAGCUUCAGCUGAACGACACCAAAUCUCAAGCAUUUGUGUCGAAUUCUCCCAAACUCUUCUGCCCUAAAAACAGAAGCUUUGACAUAGACGCCAUCUACAGCGUGAUAGACGACGCCAAGCAGUACGUAUACAUCGCUGUCACGGACUACCUGCCAAUCUCCAGCACGAGCACCAAAAGGACUUACUGGCCAGACUUGGAUGGGAAAAUCAGAGAAGCCUUAGUUUUGCGAAGCGUUAAAGUCCGACUCCUGAUAAGCUUCUGGAAGGAAACAGACCCCCUUACGUUUAACUUUAUUUCAUCUCUUAAGGCUAUUUGCACUGAAAUAGCCAACUGCAGUUUGAAAGUUAAGUUUUUUGAUCUGGAGAGAGAGAAUGUUUGUGCUACAAAAGAACAAAAAGAUCACGCCUUUCCUAAGUUAAAUCGCAACAAGUACAUGGUGACAGACGGCGCAGCUUACAUCGGCAAUUUUGACUGGGUAGGGAACGAUUUUACCCAGAACGCUGGCACGGGCCUCGUUAUCAACCAGGCAGAUGUGAGGAACAACAGGAGCAUCAUUAAGCAGCUUAAGGAUGUGUUUGAGCGGGACUGGUACUCGCCCUACGCCAGGACCUUGCAGCCGACCAAACAGCCUAACUGUUCCAGCCUGUUCAGACUCAAACCCGCCUCAAACAAAAGUGCCACGUAUGGUGCCAGCACCAAGGACCCCGCCAGCGUAUAA